Messenger RNA from Gloeophyllum trabeum ATCC 11539, 4450 nucleotides. RefSeq lists its product as uncharacterized. NCBI's taxonomy places the organism in Eukaryota, Fungi, Basidiomycota, Agaricomycetes, Gloeophyllales, Gloeophyllaceae. The coding region runs from base 269 to 4450 and encodes 1393 amino acids. The transcript is spliced from 7 exons. The record is from RefSeq and is a predicted model, not a curated record. Gene Ontology annotation, molecular function: protein binding.
GUCGACCACCACGUUCGUCCGUCUAGCCUGUCUUGAUAUAUAUACCUCUGAAUAUCGGCCGGGUCGCUCUCAGCUUAGACUAUAGCCGCCUCUUCUGCUGACCUGCGUGGUUCGAGCAAAGUCUACCCCCGGCUGCAGCAAAGUCUUAUCUGCAGCCAGUGUACCGUUCGUGCUCUCUGCGCCAGAGCACGACAACGCAAGACAACGAUCCAGCGAAGGAGUCGCCGCGGAACUCCUUCCAGGUCGUCGUCGACCCGCCCAACCCUGUAUGAGCCUUCUCCAUGCGUACUUUCAUCUUCGAGACCAGCAGGCCUUCCGGCGUCUGCUCGAUGGCGGCAGCACGCGCGGCGGGGGCGCGGGACAGGCCUCCUCCAGCCCGAGCGGUGGGCGGUCCUGGAAUACCAGGGGUGGAACGCUGAAGGACAUCAUGGCGGCGGAGGUGAACGCGCGCGACUCGCUCGGCAGGACGGUGCUGCACCUUGCGUGCGCGUCCCAGGAGGCGUCGGCCCCGGAAUACGUGCGGAUGCUGCUUGCCCAUCCCGCGAUCAACGUGAACUUGCAGGAUACGGAGAGCCAUUGGACGGCUUUGCAUAGGGCACUGUAUCACGGCAAUUUGGCUUCAGCUAUCUUACUCCUGCAGCGGGCAGACACAGAUACGUCACUCAAGGACUUGGAAGGAUACACGGCCUUCGACUUGUACAACUCUACCCUCGAAGACACGAAGCCGGUGCUAUCGGAGGGUAGCACGCUGGAGCUUUUGACUUGGGGGGCGAACAGGAACGCUACCUUAGGCCUCGGAGACAGCAAUGACAGGACCUACCCCGAGCAAGUCAUCAUCCGCCGCGCAGACGACCAGGAGAAAUCCACGGAUCCCGGUCUCUCCACGAUCCACGUCCGCCAGGUGCAAAUGUCGCGCCUGCACACCGUCGUCGUGACCGACGAGCCGCGGAACAACCUGCGCGUGUGCGGGUUCGGGAGCGGCGGGCGCCUCGGACCGGGCCAGCACACGCAGUACCACCUCACGACGAUCCCGCACUUCAACCACACGAUCGUCGCCGUCGCGCUCGGCCAGGACCACACACUCGCGCUGACAGCGGCAGGCGAGGUGCUGAGCUGGGGCCUGAACCGCUUCGCGCAGCUCGGGUACGUGAUCGAGCAGCCCGCGUCGGUGACGGGGAAGCUCGAGGAGCCGAUCCAGGCAAGCCCGCGCAAGAUCCUGGGCCCGCUACGUAAGGAGACCGUGCGCGGCGUCGCGGCGUGCAAGACCGCGAGUGCAUGCUGGACGGACACGGAGGUGUUCACUUGGGGCACGAAUAGCGGGCAGCUUGGCUACUCGAGCUCGGCACAUCCCACACAGGUAUUACCCCGCAUCGUGCCGAAGUUCACUGACCCCGUCGAAGCUAUGGCUCUUACCGACAAUGCGAUGGCAUGCUUGCUGUCGACGAAGGAUGUCGUCUGUUUGUUCAAUGACCGUAAUAUCAAAGUCACGUUCUCCAACCAGAACUUCCCUCCCGAGUUCAAGUAUCGCCCUCCGCAGACGAACGCAAAGAUCACAAAGAUAGUAGCAUCGUGGGAGGGCACGUUUGCGGCAUUGUCGACGAAUGGGGAAGUAUUCACAUUCACUGUUCCUGCCCCUAACGAGGCCGUCGACUCGCCGCCGGGCAAGGGAGGUGUCGUGAAGCCACAGCGAGUUUGGGCGCUGAGGAAACAGUUCAGUUCGGUCAAGGACGUCGCGCUAGGCUCUGAUGGUUCUAUUAUCAUUUGCACGGAGUCGGGGCAUGUCUUCGUCCGCUCUCGGAAUCUGAAGAGCGGACAGGGCAACGCGAAGGCGUUCAAAUUUCAGCGGAUACCGUACUUGCAGCGUGUGGUCAGAGUAGCGGCUAACAGCACUGGGGCGUUCGGUGCUCUACGUCUGGAUUGCGUCCCGAAGCCCGUCGUCAUCACUGGCAAUAGCCUGGCGCAAGACCUUGCCCAGAUUCAGCCAUAUUUGCGUUUCCCGGAUGAAGCCAGUGAGAAGGACGUGGAUGUGCGGUCUCCUGCGUAUGGCCUGGGUAGUCCGGAUCCCGACGAAGGCGAUGACUUCCCCAUACUCAAGGAUAUCAGAGAUAUCAAGCGGCUAUGUCGUUUACUGGCACUCGACAGGAGGAUUCAGAAACAGUCGGACGGACGAGGCCUGUUUGCGGACGCGCAUGUUGUUCAUGGCGCCGACUUGAUGGUGCAGGUACACAAGUUCGAAAUUCCCGUCCAUGCUGUGAUCCUGGCCGCUCGAGCUUCGCAGCUUGCCCCGGUCAUCGAUGGUAAGACCAGCGUCCAGGAUAAGGCUUCAAAUAUCAGUAUCAAGGUCUCUGUAACCAAGGCGGGCAAGAAGCUCAAUAUCGCAGGGUGUCAACCGAUGUCUGUCCUUGUGUUGGUAUCCUACCUGUACUCGGACGAACUGUAUGCCCUUUGGGACGGCCGUGUGGCUCAUUCCCUGAAACGGGAGUUCGCCUCGCUCAACCUUGCCCCUCAGCAGAUCAAGCAAGAGCUGCAAGCUCUUGCGCGGAUCUUAGAGUUGUCCUCGUUGUCCCAAGCGCUGGAGGCACCCUCCAAGCGAGCACCCGUGCCCACAAUAGAGCGUGAUAUGCAGCGACUAUAUGAGACUGCAAAUGUCACCCCUGCGUCCGCGGUGAAGGCGGACGUCGUCCUGAUCCUUGCUGACAAAGAGGUUUAUUGCCACUCUGCUCUGCUGCGUGCAAGGUCACCCUUCUUCGCGAGUUUCUUCGACGAAGACGACUGGACGCGCAACCGGUGGAGAAAAGAUGGCACGAUUGUAAUUCUUAUGAAGCACCUCACAUGGCGCGUCAUGCAAUACGUGAUGCGCUUCAUGUGUUGCGGGUCUGAUAGUAUUCUCAAUGACAUAGAUUCCAUCAACUCCGUAGACGAAUUACUAGAGUUUGUUUUCGAGGUAAUGGCCGCGGCAAGCGAGCUCCUACUUGACCGCCUGCUCUUAAUAUGCUCGUCCAUAAUUCUGCGACACAUCAACAUCAACAAUGCGUGCUAUGUCUUCACGGAUGCUCACCACUUCAAUGCGCAAUCGCUUGUGCAAAGUGUCCAGGGAUAUAUGGCAGUCACGCUGGAAACCCUCCUAGAGAGUCGCAUGCUGGACGAUCUUAGACCCGACCUCAUCAAGCAACUGUCGAAGUUCGUGCGUGAUGAGCAGCUCAGGAAGUCACCCUUCACUCGGUCGGACCUUUUAGUCUCGGCCGCCAUGGAGAAGAACGCAGAGUGGCUAGCGUUGCAAGAUUUCCCUUACCCUAUCAUCCGCUUGACUAAGGGACCAAUAAGGGAAUCCGCCAAGUUGUCACCUCCUGGGCCUACUCGGAUGUCGCGGCAGACUUCUGGUUCCGAGUCCCCGCUGUUGCGGCCCUCCCUUCCCUCCACGUCUUCAUUACGACCGUCCAAGUUAUCGAUGGGACCGGACGAGAUCUUCAUGAUGGACGAUCCGGAGGCAGAUGUCCCUGCGGAGCUCGUCUCACCGUCUGCUUUACCGGAAGACCUAGCAGCUGUCAUCGGUGAAGAUUCCCCUCCCGCUCGACCACCUGCAGGGUGGAAGUCGCUCUCUUCCGGACCUCGGCUUGACAUGAGAUCCAUCAUGGCUGAAGCCGAAAGUUCGAAGGCUUCGGCGUCUAAGCCUGCUGCUGCGACUCCUAAAUGGACGCCAAAGAAGUCCAUGGGCGACAGUUUGGAGCGAGCUCCUACGCCCAAGACACCCACGCGGACUCCGUCUGGUUCCCCUUGGAAGCCUGUACAUACUCCGGCGGCUACGCCACUAUCGUCCACAGCCUCGCCCGCGUCAGGGCUGACUCUAGCAAGGGAAAACGCUCCUCGCCCUCCAAGCACGCGUACCCAGGUACUGCCGCCUGCUUCACAAGGUCCGCAGUCAUCACUGGGUCCUGUAUAUACGCCGUCUCGGAUGCCAACCUCCAGGGAGUCGAAGAGUACUCCACGACGCGCUUCCGGUACGCCAGCCUGGUCUGCACCUCCUGUGGAACGUGUCGUACACCCUGAUCCCACGCCUUCCGUGCUUUCUUUCGCGGCCAUUCAGCAGAUGCAGCUGGACCAAAGUGUGGUAACUGGCAAAGCGAAGCAGACACUACGUGAUAUACAGGAAGAGGAACGGUCGCGACAACAAGAAGAGGACUUCUUGAAGUGGUGGGCAGCUGAGGAAGAACGCGUCAAGCUCGAGAUGCAGGGUCUCUCGUCUGCUCUGGGCCCUGAUCGUAAGAAGUCCAAGCCGCGAAAGCCUAAACCGAAGACCAAAGGAGCGGAGCAGCCUAAUUCGUCGGCAGCGGGGCCUGAAGGCAAUCCUCGUAAGGACAGACGCCCCAAAGGCAAUCGCGGUGGUACGAAGUACGAUUCUCCAGACACCACCCUACCACAGCGUGAAUCCUCCAAGGACAAUUUACAUUAA